Molecule: messenger RNA, 2270 nt
Organism: Bactrocera oleae (olive fruit fly)
Lineage: Eukaryota; Metazoa; Arthropoda; Insecta; Diptera; Tephritidae
Gene: Stip1
Product: Stress-induced phosphoprotein 1
Molecular function (GO): Hsp90 protein binding
Source: RefSeq, a predicted model, not a curated record
CGAUAAUAUCAUAUUCAAUGUAGUUGCAUUUUAUAAUAUAUAUUUCUAGUAUAAAAAAAUAUUAAUAAUUAUUAUAAUUAUAAUUAUUAUAAGAAUUAUAAAUUGAAAAUGUCGGAGGCUGGUUUUUAAUUGACAGCCAAAAGUAGUUAAAGAGUUGCAACACUGGCACAAAAUUUUUACUGCCAUUUAUAAUUUCGGUGUGUUUCUUUUAACUUCUAGAAUACUCCCAAGUUCAUAUUCGCAGAAUACAAAAGGCUUUGAAAUUAAAAGCAGCACGUUUUUCAAGUGAAAUACUAAAUUGCAUAAAACGAAUAUAUUAAUAUAUAUAUUUUUGUGCUGUUAUUGAGUUGCGAAGGAUAUAAAGUAGAAAUUAGUAAUAUCUGAAAUGGAAAAGGUGAAUGAACUUAAAGAAAAAGGAAAUCGUGCACUUAAUGCAGACAAUUUUGACGAAGCUAUUGCAGCGUACUCUGAAGCCAUUAAUUUAGAUAAUAAAAAUCAUGUUUUGUACAGCAACAGAUCUGCUGCAUAUGCGAAGGCUUGUAAAUAUGAUAAAGCUUUAGAGGAUGCUGAAAAAACAAUAGCCUUGAACCCAACAUGGCCUAAAGGUUACUCACGUAAAGGAGCAGCAGCCGCAGGUCUCAAAAACUAUCGAGCAGCUAUGGAAGCAUAUGAGGAAGGUUUAAAACAUGACCCUCAAAACGCCGUAUUGCAACAAGGUAUUCAAGAAGUCACUGCCACUGUACUACAGGCGAUGUCCGGGCGUUUUCCAACACCCAUGGACGUAGACCCACAGUCACCGCCACCCAAAGCUCCUGAGCCUAAGCAAGCUGAACCUCCCAAACCUGCAGAGCCGAAUGUUGAUGACAUGAAUGAAGAAGAACGCAAAAAGUAUUUUGCAAGAAAAGAGAAGGAGGCUGGUAAUGCUGCUUACAAAAAGAAAGAUUUUGAAACAGCACUGAAACAUUACCAAGCCGCUUUGGAGCAAGAUCCUACAGAUAUAACCUUUUACAAUAACAUAGCCGCCGUUUAUUUUGAACGCAAACAAUACGACGAGUGCAUAAAAGAAUGCGAAAAGGGUAUUGAAAUUGGUCGAGAAAAUCGUGCGGAUUUCAAAUUAAUUGCUAAAGCGCUGGCGCGUAUUGGUAAUUCGUACCGUAAAAUGCAGGAUUACAAGCAGGCGAAAGUGUAUUUCGAAAAGGCCAUGUCUGAACAUCGUACCCCUGAAAUUAAGACAUCGCUCAGUGAAGUGGAAGCUAAAAUUAAAGAGGAAGAAAGGCGCGCUUAUAUUAAUCCUGAACUAGCUGAGGUUGAAAAAGAAAAGGGCAAUGAAUUCUUCAAAAAGGGUGACUAUAGUAAUGCUGUAAAACAUUACUCGGAAGCAAUCAAACGUAAUCCCGACGAUCCGAAACUAUACAGCAAUCGUGCCGCUUGUUACACGAAGUUGGCUGCUUUUGAUUUGGGACUGAAGGAUUGUGAAACUUGCAUAAAGCUGGAUGACAAGUUUAUCAAAGGUUACAUUCGAAAGGGCAAAAUUUUACAGGGUAUGCAAAAAUCGUCAAAAGCUUCGGCAGCUUACCUCAAAGCCUUAGAAAUUGAUCCUCAAAACGCUGAAGCACUCGAGGGUUACCGCCAGUGUUCGAUUUCAUAUCAACGAAGUCCUGAGGAUGUGAUGAAGAACGCUUUGGGAGACCCAGAGGUACAACAAAUUCUAAAGGAUCCCGCAAUGCGCGUAAUUUUGGAUCAAAUGCAAACUGACCCGAAAGCGGCUAAAGAACAUCUCCAAAACCCGGCGAUAGCCGAUAAAAUAAUGAAGCUGAUUGAAGCGGGAAUCGUUCAAAUUCAUUAAACAAUAAGUUCCACAACAGAAUUACGAAAAAGCGAAAUAAAAACUGAAAUCUAACUGACAGAAGUUAACGUAUGUACGCGUAGAAUUGAAAGCGUUUAAAGAGUUGCACCAAUAAAAAACGACACAUUUCCACGUCCUCCUCAAUAUUAAAACAUAAUACACGUAUAUAUAUAUAUAAUUAAAUAUACAAGAGAUAAUGUUUCUCUUAUGCUUUUUUCAUAAUUUGAAAUAAUCUUCCUCAUAUUACAAAAGUCUAUGCAAAUCAGUUUUAGAUCUAUUUUUUAUAUGGCGUGUGUGGAUUUUUGAGUUUUCUUACUUUAUAAAAUAAUAUAAUCGUUUAGUUUUUAAUUAAGUAAUUGAGCAAAAAUGUAAUUUCUUAAAUUGAAAUAAAGAGAUGUAUACUUGCGCUUUUGUGGGUGCUAAA